This is a messenger RNA of Rodentolepis nana, 3888 nucleotides long. The record is from the annotation of a GenBank genome assembly. Lineage: Eukaryota; Metazoa; Platyhelminthes; Cestoda; Cyclophyllidea; Hymenolepididae.
AUGUUGUUGAAAAGGUACAAUCUCCCAGAUGUGUCCAUCCUGACUGUGAGCCUCUAUUUGGAGGCGGACGGCAACGGCAGAGACGGUCGCAAGGGACUUCUCACCCGUUCGAAUAACAAGAAAUCCUCCAAGAAGUCACAAAAUCGUCUUGUCGGCUUUGUCACCCUUCCCGUAACGAAUUUAUGCACACGAAACCCGUCUCAAACUUGGCUUACCCUCCAACCGCCCGCCAAUGCGGAUUCAAUGAACCCUAUGCUGAUCAGCUCAAACGAAAUCGGUGGCGGCAACUUCACUGUUGGAGCAAACAAUAGUAGUACAGGAUUUAUCUCCACCACUAAUUGCAAUAACACUCCAAAUGGGACCGGUGUCCAACUGCGUGUCUCCGUUCGCUACAAGUCCGUCGUAAUUCUUCCUCUUAGUGUUUACAUCCCCCUCCAUACGCUGGUUCAGGAGAAUGGAAUCGAGAUGACCGAGUGGUUCGAGCACCUUAUUCCACUGAAAUUGAAGGAAGAAGUGGCCUCUUGCUUGGUCAAUCUCCAUGAGCGAGGUGGAACAGCCGCAGCCUUCUUGACUGAACUCGUUGUCCGCGAAGUCUCUGACUUGGAGAACGAAUCGAUGACCUUUCGGUCCAACACCAUGGCAACCAAGGCUGUGGAAAGCUAUAUCAAAUUGGUGGGCAAGGAGUACCUGCACAAUCUUCUCUACCGGUACAUUCAACGGGUUCUAACAUGCCCUGACACUUGGGAAGUAGAUCCAAACAAACUUUCACAUUCCAACAUUUCAGGAGGCUCCUUGCUCUCUCCUGAUGGUCGUGGAACAUCAUCAACUGCAACCAUGAUUAUUCAGGAUUACUGCUCUCGAAAAAGAAUUUCAAGUACGAGUAGUAGUUAUUCGGACGCCCCAGAAAAUGGUCUUUCUCGUCUUGCGGUGCUGAACAAUGGAAGAGUCGCCCAACCAGGAAGUCUGGUCUACAGUCAAACACAGCUUCUUCAACAUCUCGAUCUCGUGUGGGAGGCUGUGUGCGCAAGUCUACCAAACUUCCCCAAAUCGUUGUUGGACGUGUUUUCGUCAUUUCGGGCGGCAUUAGAGCCUUCAAGGGGGGCAGAGUUCUGUGACAAGUUGAUCUCCGCCUGCAUCUUUCUGCGCUUUGUCUGUCCGGCCAUCCUCACGCCCUCCCUCUUCGGCCUGGCUAGCACCUUCCCGGGCGAGUCGAAUUGUCAACGCAAUCUUACCCUCAUCGCAAAGUCUCUCCAAUCACUCGCCAAUCUCUCCACUUUCGGCGAUAAGGAGUCCUUCAUGCGCUUCAUGAAUGCCUACGUAGACGUGCAGAUUCCAGUAAUGCGCAAAUUUUUGAGGGACAUUUCCUCUCUUCCUGGAGGGCUUGAAGGCAGCGCUACCGAGCGCGUGACCUCACCUGUCGCCAGCAAUAUCGACUGCGGUUACGAGUUGGCCUGCUUGCAAAACAUCUGCCAGGAACUCUUUAAUCCUCCUCCUGAUAGACAGCGCAAUGCCUCAACCACUUCUUCGGUUUUCCCCUCUGGCAACACGUCAUCGACCGAGUUUCUACCUCCUUCACUCUCUCGUCUUCCCGAAAUCAUAGAUAACUUGGAGAACCUAAAAAAUGGAACUGGACUUCCAUCAAGUGACUUCACUGAGAGUCGAGCAACCACCGACUCCGCAUAUGCUUCUGUGGAUUCCACCAAGCGUCUUCCUGCUCCACCUAUGGCCUAUGCUACCUCUUCUAGUGUGAAAUCAGCUAUUCUCAAUCCACAAUCUCCUAUGGAAGAAUUCAAAGGGGAUUUUUCCUCCUCUACAGUGCCUCGACAAUCGAUUCCUGAUCUUAAAACUCUCGGAUCUCCGAUCACUAAACCAAGAGCAGUUCGACCUACAACCGUUCGAAUACCAGAGAGCAGUGCAUAUCAGCAUCAAUCUCUCCUGAGUGACGUUGUGACGACUUCAUCGAAGAGGACGACUCCUUUUGGAGAGGAUGAGGCUGAUGAUCGGGUCACUGUGCGGGAAUUGCUCAACGCGUCCGUCUUCCGACGAAAUAGCGGCGCUGGGAGACAUGAUGUAGACUAUGACGACCCCUAUAUCGAUGAGGUGUAUGAUUCAACGCACACAUCUCGAAGACGGUCGAUAUACGACGCGCCUUAUGAGGGGGAAAAUAAGAGCUGCGGAAGUGGCGGACAAAUGACAUCCAGUAGUGGAGCGAGUCCAGUUCACACUCUGCAGUUCCCCUCACCUCCUCACAGCGCCUUCUCACUCUAUCGACGUCCAGUUGUUCCCAAUAGUCCAGGCUCAGAAGUUCAACAAGCAGAAUGUCCCAUCUCCAGUCCCUCCGUUGCACCUCCCGCUCACCCACAAAUGAAAACACUGGCCAUUUCUCGAUCAUCUAGUGGAAUUGCAUCUGCUGAACAGUUCUCGCCUCGAAGGAACUAUCAACAACAUAGAAACCACCAUCACCACCACCACGCCACAGUGGCUCGUGGUCCCUUGAAAGCAACGACUACAACAAUGUCGAGUAACGAGAACAUUAUUCUCGAGCCUAGACCCAAUUCUAUUAUUACUCACUUUAAGCCACAUCUCUCAAGGUCUUCAACUGCGUCUUCAUCUCUUAUCACUAACAAUAAACAGGAGUCACCAACCAGCGCAACACAACACCACUACCCUUAUCGUCAAGUUAUCAACACCAGUCUGGCAAGCAAUCACCCUCAUCCUCCUCCUCCUCCCGCCACCACCUCUUUGAUUGGAACUCCAAUGCAGUCCACUGCAACACAGCAAAAGAUGUCUUCCUCGGCGAUUGGUCCCAGUCUCAUCCCAAUGGACUACGAUUUAGGCGACUAUUAUGCAGGCGCAGUAGCCACUGAUGACAUGGCUACCGUUGGAAUUAACUCCAACUCCUGGUACCUUGAACCUGAUAGCAGCGGUGACGGCGGCGGCGGCAGCAGCAGCAGCAGACGUCACUUGUCUGUCAAGAAGCACAAUGAACAAAGUGAAGCUAGAGGUUAUGUCCAUACGCAACCCGUACUGGCAGAAAAUGAACAUAUUUUAACGUCUACACUGGAAGAGCUAGGCGACGCUGUUGCUUGGCUUGAGAGAGAGCGCAAUGAUCUUUUGAACAUGCAGGAGCGUCAUUUGUCCAACAAUCGUUCAAGAUCUCGACCAACUCAGAGCCCCUCGCUGACAAUUCCACCACUCACUUUGCCCUCCAAAUGCGGCCCCUCGCUGACAAUUCCAGCCCCUGCUGUUUUUGAAAUUAGUCCCACAGUGUCAAAAACAACCCAACUUCGUCUACAUCCCCAUACCUCAACUCCGUCUCUUCACCGGGUACAUUAUAACCCAGAUGAAUCCCCCGCCCUCACCCAAUCAACCAACAGCCUUAUUGAACCCAUUCAUCCACAGUAUAAAGCUCACCGGUCUGCAGUGUCUAAGACCUUCACUUUAACAAGGUCUGGAUCCGCUUCUGUUAGUCCUCGUAGAAGUAGAGAAGGUAGUGAAUCUUCAGACACCCAUCCUAGUGCUCCUGUUUGGCGUCCAAAAACAACUACUCUUGUUCUGAAUAAGCCCUCGGCUCCUGGAGUUGCAACCACAGUGGUUGGGUUUAAUGGAGCAUUGCAUCGAUCUAGUCCCCAGACCCCGGUGGGUAUUCGACGACUGUCUAACAGAAAUGAUUGUUCCGACGAGCCGGAGUAUGUCGUUCGACAUCCACAUAGACCCAGACCUCACCCGCCGAGUUAUGUUUCAACAUCGAAUUGCAAUAUCUUCACGCCGAAAAAUCCUUCACGUAAUCAGUCGCCAUCACAAUCUUCCUCAACAAGACGUAGUGCUGGUGGUGGUGGUGGUGGUAGUGGUGUGUACAUCCUUUCAAGCUCACCUCUUAUCUCCUGA